AUUUCCCUUUAUCUUAAAACAAAUUUUAAUAUCUUAUAAAAUAAUUCGCAUUAAAAACAAAACGUUCGAAAUCUGAAUACUCCUUCUUUCAUUUACCCGCCGCACAUUUCUCCAAAUUUGUCUCUGAAAAUGGUCUUCAUGACCUCGCAAUUCCCUCUCAUUCCGACACCUCAGUCUUCAUCAUUCCUCUCACUCCAAUCUUUCUGUUCACCACAAUCACUCUUCACAAUCUUCCAUCAACGAUCCAAAUUUCUUCAACGCCAUUUUCCAUUUCCAAAUAUUCUCACAACGAUGUCGGAGUCCACCGGAAAAGGAUCAUCGAAGAAGAUCGUGGCGGCUCUAGAACGUGAGCGAGACGAACUAGCAACAGAGAAUACGAAAAAUAACGAGGAGAUCAAGAAGAUGAAGACGGAGAUCGAGAAGUUGCGAACCGAAUUGGAUUCAGCGGUGGAGCUGAAGACGGAGACGGAAAGACUUGAGAAAGAAGUGGAGGAAGCGAAAGCGGAAGUAGAGAAACUGAAGAAGAUUCUAGAAGAAAAAGAAAGUAAAAUCGAGGUGAUAGAAAAGGAAGAGAAUGAAUUGAAACAAGGGAAUGUGGAGAUGGAAAUGAAAGUUAGGGAUUUGGAGAGGAAAAUUGGAGUAAUUGAAAUGAGAGAAGUUGAGGAGAAUAGUAAGAGAGUUAGGGUUGAGGAAGAGAUGAAGGAAAAAGUUAAUGAGAAAAGGAGGGAGAUUGAGGAAUUAGGAAAUGUGUUGUUGGAGAAAAGAAUUGAGUUGGAGAAAUGGUUGAAAGAGAAUAAGGAUUUGGAAGAGAAAAUUAGGGUUUUGGAAUUGAGUUUAAUGAGUAUGAAGGAGAAAGGGUUGGAGUUGAACUGGCCAGUUGUUGCAGCUGGUUCUGCUGGGGGUAUUGCUUUGGUAACUGUUAUUAUGCGUUUCCUUUUUGGGAAAAGAAGGUGAGAGAGUAAGAGAGAGAGAAAAUGAUUCAAUUUUAAUGGAAGAACUAAGUGUAUGUUUUGAUCGAUUUUUAGUUUUGUAUUCCGGUGAAUUUAUUAGAAUCACUAUAAACAAAAUUGAUUUUGCAAGACCCAAUGUGAUACAAACAUGUACUUUAUAGUUUAACAAAACCAUAAUAUGUGACUGAAAUUGUCAAA
Messenger RNA from Cicer arietinum (chickpea), 1148 nucleotides. RefSeq lists its product as uncharacterized. The record is from RefSeq and is a predicted model, not a curated record. NCBI's taxonomy places the organism in Eukaryota, Viridiplantae, Streptophyta, Magnoliopsida, Fabales, Fabaceae.